This is a messenger RNA of Penicillium antarcticum, 528 nucleotides long. RefSeq lists its product as uncharacterized. NCBI's taxonomy places the organism in Eukaryota, Fungi, Ascomycota, Eurotiomycetes, Eurotiales, Aspergillaceae. The record is from RefSeq and is a predicted model, not a curated record. The transcript has 2 exons. Bases 1 to 528 code for a protein of 175 amino acids.
AUGGAGUGCCGUAGUAUUCCUAUUGACCAUCGACUACGGCACUUAAUCCGGAAUGCUAGGCCUACUUAUACGAAUGUAGGGGAUUCUGAACACGUUGAAAUCCUAAGAAUUUGGAGCUUCGCUCAAAGUAGAGGACUUAAGAUAGCGCGGCCGGUGUCAAAAGAUGGUUUGGUAAUACUCUUACUACGAUCUCAUUCGACACAAGAUAAUUCACAUGGUUUUUUAGCAGGCAAGCGGCAAUUUCGCACCACCAAUACCAUAUCUGAGUUGAUUUGUGCUGUGAGCAAUGCCAGAAAAGGGGUUAAUGAUAUUAGUGUGUUUGAUGCAAUACCCUUCUUAGAUAGGCAUGUCGCAGAGGAAGACAUAAUCCAAAAGGCAGAGUAUGUGUUCACCAAAAUGCUCAGAGCGAAACAGCCAGAUAUAGUUAUAUCCUACUUCAAAUCAGAUAUAAGCAACGUGAUUACACCAAAAUUUAGCUGUCGGAGUUUGGGGUCUUCCUUUGAAUUUGACCCGCAAGGCUCAGACUAG